GCCAUUUUUCCAGAUGUCUCAAGCUGCCCGUAGUGCCAAAGAACGGGCUCUUCAGAUUGUCGAGCAGGCUUCAAGAAUUCGAAUUCAAGAUGCUCGGGAUAAUAUUGGAGCCCGAACGACUGGAAGACAAUUGAAAAAAGGCCAUAAUCAGAUGGGUCACACACAAGGAGCACUGGAAAGAGCCGCUAAACCGCCACUCGGUUGGAUUUGGGGUGAUUUCUUUCGUCCGUGGCAACGAAUGUAUCCCGGAGAGAAGCUAUUCAAUGCGGAUAUUAAUACUCGCCGUGAAUACAUUCCCCUAUCACUAGUUGAAUUGGCUCGUCUAAUCGAUUUAGGAUGGAUAAAUCCACGUCAACCAAUCGAUAUUUCCACACUGUGCACCACACAAAAAUUCCAAAUAAAUCCGAAAAUGCGUCAAUAUGGAUUUGAUUUGACUGAAGAGGGAGCCGAUUCAUUUCCAUAUUCAAUUGAUAUUGAAGUACAAUAUGCAACUCCGUCAGCUAUUGCGGCUGUUGAAAAAGCCGGUGGAAGAGUUCGAACUGCAUAUUAUGAUGUGGAGAGUCUCGAAGCGGCAAUUAAUCCGAAAUGUUGGUUUGAGGCGGGAAAAGUGGUGCCGAAGAGGAAACAACCGCCGCAAAGUCUUUUGGAAUAUUAUAUGGACGCAAAAAAUCGAGGAUAUCUGUGUGAGGAGCAAGAAAUCGAGAAGGAGAGAGCUCUGAGUGCACAGAUUCGUGGAUACACACUGCCACCGCCGCCGAGCUCUGCGGCGCUGAAAGCUGUAGAUCAAGUUUUUCAUGGAAUUCCGUCGGGAAGUGUGGUUUCGUUGGCUGAUCGCAAGGUUUUUGUGACGAAGAAUGAGCUGCAUCGGGAGUAUUAUAGUAGUCGGAGAGCUGAUAAAUUGUACUCUUAGAUUCUCUUUUUUUUUUGUUAGAAUUGGCGGUUUUUCAAUUAGAAAUUUUUUUUUAAUUGUAAAUUUGUUUUGUUUUGUUGUUAAAAUUGACCGUUUUUUUAAUUAGAAAAUCUUUAAUUU
This is a messenger RNA of Caenorhabditis elegans, 1030 nucleotides long. RefSeq names its product Large ribosomal subunit protein uL15m (gene mrpl-15). Gene Ontology annotation, cellular component: large ribosomal subunit. The coding region runs from base 14 to 910 and encodes 298 amino acids. The record is from RefSeq and is marked reviewed. The transcript has 3 exons. Gene Ontology annotation, molecular function: structural constituent of ribosome. NCBI's taxonomy places the organism in Eukaryota, Metazoa, Nematoda, Chromadorea, Rhabditida, Rhabditidae. Gene Ontology annotation, biological process: translation.